CAAACCCAAUAUUUUCAAUCUUCCCUCAUCGGUCAUGUUUUCUAGACCUUUCAUCGUUUUUGUUGCUCUCUGCCAGCUUUCAUUUAAUGCCUUACAAGAAACUUUUUGAAUAAAUUCUAUUAAUCCAGAGUAGGUUUGUCAGACCAACUGGGGCUCCGUGUCACAGCUUGCUCGCCCAGCCAUCUUCCCUGUGAUUCUCUCUGGAUCUCUGUCAGUGAGCUCCCCUCUGAGUCUCCCCUUUCCGGGACAUGGAGUUACCUUUUCUGUGUUUUCGGGAUCCUUUCAUGAUGAGUGGCUGGCUGUGUGUUCCCAGCAGAGAUGGGGAUAGGUAAACCCCUCCUAAGCACAGUGUCCCCCAUCUUUGAGCUUUUGAGGAGCUGUGUUACAAUGGGCUGUUAAAAUAAAACAUUUUUUUUUCUGAAUGAAUGAAAUUAAUUCACCUGAUCUCGCUUCUUUUCCUUCCCCUGAGCAGGGUUUCCUGUGUUCAUAUCCGAUGUGAUCUCCCAGGUGAAACAAAUGGAAGAGCCAGGGGCCCCAGUUCUCCAGGGCUUAGAGGAAAGAGAGAUUCUGAUGGCCACCUGUUCAGCAGGUGAUGGGAUGCUGAGUGAGAAUAUGCAGCAGAAUCCUCAGAAGGAAGAUGCUCAGCAAGUGGAAUCACAUGGGGGAUUACUGCAAGGAUCCCAAGGGAAUGUGUCCAGGCAUCAUGUGCAGGGAAAAGCCUGUGAGAGUCGGCAUAGGCCAGAGAGACAGCAGGAAAGCCUACCAGGGGAGAAAGUGGGUAAAUCCCCUAAUUGUCGGGAAACUCACAACAAUUUCAAGGAAACCACAGCCCAGCAGAGAAUCCCAAUGGGAGAGAGACCCUAUAAAUGCGCUGAGUGUGGGAAGACCUUCAGUUUGAGUUCAAACCUUAUUAAACAUCAGAGGAUCCAUACAGGAGAGCGCCCCUAUGAAUGCGGAGAGUGCAGGAAAACCUUCACUCACAGCUCACACCUGACUAGACAUCAGAGAAUGCACACCGGAGAAAGACCCUAUGAAUGCUGUGAGUGCGGGAAAACCUUCCGGUACCGCUCAGACCUUAUCACGCAUCAGAGAAUCCACACGGGGGAGAGGCCAUAUGAGUGCUGUGAGUGUGGGAAAAACUUCAGUCAGAGCUCAAACCUUAUUAAACAUCAGAGGAUCCACACCGGAGAGAGACCUUAUGAGUGCUGUGAGUGCAGGAAGACCUUCACGCGGAGAUCAAACCUUAAUGCACAUCAGAGAAUCCACAAAGAUGCAAGACCCUAUGAAUGUUUUAUAUGGGAAAACCUCCACACUGAGCUCACACCUUAUUACACAUGAGAGAAACACCUUAAAAACCUUUUCAAAGCCUGACAAAAAUUGUUGGUUUUUUUGGUUGGUUUUUGCAUUAAUGCUUUUGUUAAUUCCCACCUAAUGAUCUUUAAGGAUAUUGGCAGAAUUAUCUUGACUGUGGUCUCUCACCUCCCCAGGUGAGUUGUCCACUUUUGUGUUUUGCUGCUCGCCCUUCCUUGGGGUGAACACUGUGGUCCUCUCUUAUCAGCUCCUAUGAGUCAUGGGAGAGCGUGUCUGUCCUGCCAGGAAUGUCCAUCAUCCAAGGUGAGGGAGAUAAGGAUGACCUUGAUUAACUACAUUGAAGCACAAUCUAUGUGGGCCUCAUCUCCACUAGGUUUUCCCCUUCCAGUUAGCUAGCUCCUGUUAGCUAUCCCAAUGGAAAAAGACAGCUACUCUUCCAGGAGUGGGUGUGUUUAGCUAGCCUAUUUCCUCAUGAGCUGACCUCAUCUUUUACGGCUUUUCAUAGUCUAAAAAAGCCCAGAGCAUCACAUUUACAUUGUUCCUCCCAUUGCAAAGCAGUUGUGAGAGUCAUCAAGUUCCGCUUUGAGGAUAAAUUGUCUCAUUCCCUUUUGUUCUCACAUUGCCCUAGGAUGUGCUGAAGAGCGGUUAUAUAUAUUUUACUAUUUUUCUCAUUUAAAAUGUAUUUCAAUAUAAUAAAAAGCAGGAGCACAGGUGGGGAAAAAAGUGUCUUUUCUGCCACUGUGACUCCCGAAGAAGAUGGGGAGAGUCAGAGGGAUCCCCUCCUUCCCCAUCACCGCAGCAGCAUUACUCUCUGCACGGCUAAGAUAGAAGGUCUCGUCUUCACAUUCUACCCCUCCACAUCCUAGAGGGUCAUGUGAUGCGGCGGCCUCAGUUUUCUGUGCUUCAGAAUGGUGCUUUGAUUUCUUUGAUCCUAAAUCAGACUCAUUAGGGCUGGAGAUGAAAGUGUCACAGGACUGGAAGGGGAAUUCAGUGGAUCCCAAACACUGUGAUCAUACUGAGUUUCAGUCCCAGUUUUCAUCUAUUGGCAAAGCCACUUUUGGUCUUUUUCCUACUGAGUUGGGAUUGUUCACAGAUGGGAAAGUUGGCUGGUUUUGCGCCCCUACCCCCUGUUUCUGAUGAUGUUAAAGCUUUUGUAAAUAACACAACUCAGUAAUGACACAGUGGUGAAUGAAGGAGGUUUGAAUGACUCCGUGAAUAUGAUGGGAGAAUCAGUGGUCCUGCCUCUGAGUUAUCAGAUGUAACCUGCUGUGGAAUUUCAUGUUAUAUGACCCUGAAUGUGUCUCAUGACCUCUCUGUAAGGUGGGUUUUUACUCUCAUGCCUGGGGUCCUUUUGGUCACACAACUGGAUAUUAGUUUAGUUUGACAAGACAUAGCUCAGAUUUAUUGGGGACUUUGAAAGAAAUGACCAUUUGCUAAAAUAGCCAUUUCUUAGUAUAUUUUUGCUUUCCUCCCACCUCUCCAUUAUGACACAGAGGAAAUUCAAGUGCAGUUCAGUCAACAGGAAAGAAUACUCCGAGCUAUUUGGCAUGCUAACAGAGCAAUAGGAGUGUUUUUAAGUCUCCAGUCUGAAAUGGUGAGCAACAGCAGACCCCAAACUGUGCGACUAACUGAAGUAACUGCCUGCGAUCACUGUGCCAUUCAGUUCUUUAGGUCAAUAUUAUCUCGGAUGAUCCAGGGAGACAAUUUAAUAGUAUGUGACUUUCAACUGGGCAAAAAUGCCCAUGUAUUUUUUUCCCCCCAAAGCAUGUGUGACCCAGGCCCAACAGGAGGUUACUCCUGAAGAUAUCUCCUGUGAUUUGGGAAGUACUGUCCCUAACUAUGCAGAUGUGGAGAAAUAGACGUGGUGUUUUUGUUGAACUCGCCCCUUGUAUGUGCUAUAAAUGUGUAUAAAACGAAUUAAGUGUUGAAUGUGAUGUAGGUGCAGGAAAAACAACUGUUUUCAAAUAGAAAUCCCACCUCUACUAUCUUACAGAUCCAGGUUUGUAUCCAGUCCCUAAUUUAGACCUGUGCCACCAGAUUAAAGAAAGAAAUUGAGCAUGCUGGGGAGAAGCCAUUCCUCACUAACACUCUUGAGAUUUGGGGUGUAAAUUAAUCUUGACCGAAACCAAGGAUUUGGCAAGAGCUCAGGUAGAAAUAGCAGGCAGCCAGUUGUUGGCUUGCACCACAAAGUAAGCAAGCUAUGGUGAACAGUGCACAAGUCAAAUUGUUUUGGAACACCAUUUCCUAGUUCAGGGUCAUUGAUUAGUCCCAAAGGAUGCCAGUGUUAGAUCAUGAACAAUUGUCCUUUUCCAUUUGGAUCCAAUGAUUCAUGAGGUAACAAGAGAAACAGCUGAUGUCUUCAGAGGACAUUCUUUCCUCAAGGAGCCAAAGGAUUCUUUCCUUUUGUGCAAGUGAUGGCUACAGUGAGGGAAUGAAUGUGUCCGAUUCUGAGUUGAGACUUCAGGAUACACAAAUGUCUCAUAAUUUUGUUCUUGUGUCUCAAGCAUUGGUAUCACUUCUCUUCCACCUUUUGCUACUUUGAAAGAUUAGAAAGCGUAGAAAUAGCAUGCAGGUGUUGUUCAUUCGUGAUGCAAAUCUUGCUACAUAGUGCGAGGCUCUUUUCUCCAAAACUUAUGACAGAAGACUCAAAGUUAAAUGAACUUGUAGAUGUGGAAGAACCUAUGUUGGAGUAAACAACAACUUGACACAAAAGUUCACUUGGUGGAAGUGGGAAUUAAAAGAAAACUGAUGUAUAAGAUUUGUAAGCAGCGAAAAUGAAAUUAAACACAAAGAUGGUGGUUAAAGAGUAAGAGACUAAUUAUGUGAUCAUUGGAAAACUGAGAGUUGUGUAUAUAUUUUUUUGUUUUGUUAGUAAUAAAGGAAAUGAUGGAUA
Mauremys mutica (yellowpond turtle) is the source of this 4204-nucleotide messenger RNA. Its product is annotated as zinc finger protein with KRAB and SCAN domains 8-like. The record is from RefSeq and is a predicted model, not a curated record. Lineage: Eukaryota; Metazoa; Chordata; Testudines; Geoemydidae. The coding region runs from base 517 to 1338 and encodes 273 amino acids. The transcript is spliced from 2 exons.